CCAGCUCCAGCACCAGCUCCAGCAUACACCCCCGAACCCAGGGCCCUCUGUUAAGCUUCUCCCGGACUUGCUUCUUGGUUAGUCGAGACGAAUACAUCGCGGCUCAGCCUCACUUUCGUGGACGUCGGCUUUACGGAGGAUCUGUUGUCACUCGAGUUUUGUCUGUCGUUGACAGAGUUUCGCCGCCCUUCACGAUUAUCUAUCGUUUGCAUAGGUGAAACUGACCGCUAUGAGUAACGUCCCUGCUGGUGCGAUGCCGGAUGUCGCAUACCAACUGUGGCAUUCGCAAGUCCAGGUCGAAGAGCGAAGGAAGGUAGUGGCUUACGUUGCCUCGGCCCUCUCAAAGAUGUCCGCCAAGAUGGGCGUCGGCUCCGACCAAGUCGUCACAAUCGCAACAUCCUUCGAACGAAACCUCAUGGACAAAUGCUCCAACAAGAAUGAAUAUAUCACACGUGCUAAGGAUCGUGUGUCGCAUAUUAUGCAGCAGGGGAAUCAAGCAGGCAAUCAACCUCAACAACAACAAUACGUGCAAAACACCGCUGCUGCCGCACAGGCUAUGGCGGCCCAAGCGCAAGCGGGUGCGUUACAAGUACAACAAGCUGGCGGUGUUCCCGGUAAUGCGGGACAAGACUUUACGAUGCAGAACGGCUUCGUACCGCAACCUAUGUCGCAAGCACAAAAACAGCAAAUGGCACUCCAGCAGACUGCGGAUCCAUAUCGUAUGCAACAAGCAUUGUUAGCGAAGCAACAGCAGGCUUUCCAGCAAAAGCAGAGAUUGGCCGCCCAGCAGCAGGCGCAACAGACGCAGCAGGCUCAGCAGGCACAGCAGGCACAGGGUUUGCGGGCGAGCCCAAACGCCGUCAUCAUUCAGAAGCAGGCUUCUGCUGGGGCUGGUGGGCAGACUUUGUCGAAUUUGAAUCAGCCGCUUCAUCAUGCGCAGCAAGGGCAGCCGCAACAGCAGCAGCAGCAACAGGCGCAACAGCUGGGUCAACAGCAGCCGGGACAAGGGUACCCACCGAAUGUCCCCAUCUCGAGAGACCAGUUGUUGGCAUUCGUUCGUAAAGCUCAAGCAUGGAAUAAGGCGCACGGAAAGGGCGAGAUCCCGAAGGAGCAGUGGACGAAUUGGCAGAGGUUACAGGAGAUUUUGCGUUGGCAACAACAAGAAGAUCAGAAAGCCCAGAUUAUGCAGGCUCAACAAGCGAAGCAGCAGGCCCAGCAACAUGCUGCGUUGGCACAGCUUCCGCAGCAAGCUGGGCUUCAGCCUCCGCAAGGAGCGACACCGCGUGGCCAGCCGAUUUCUUCCCCGGCCAUGGGCCAACACAUCCAACCCCAUGGUCAACCCCAAAAUCAACAAACAAACCCCGCCGCCGCUGCCGCUGCCGCUGCCGCCGUCGCCCAACAACGCAACCGAAAUAUGGCCGCCCUCAUGUCCGUAACCAUCCCUCCCCAAUUCCGCGCCCAACUCCCCGGCCUCCCCGCCUCCGUCCAAAAAUGGCAGCACGUCAUCGACAUGAUGAAAGCUGGCAAAAUGACGCGGGAGCAGACGGCGCAUGUGAAGAAGGUUUGGCAGGAGCACGCGGGGAUGGUGGAGAAGCAGCAGGCGGCGAUGAGUGCGUUGGCGAGGCAACAGCAGCAGGCAGGACAAGUACAGCAGGGGCAUGUGGGGCAGCAGCAGGGUGUGCAAGGUGUGCAAGCGGGUGGUAUGACGAUGCAGCAGCAACAGUUGUUGCAGCAGAUUGCGGCACAACGGCAACAGCAGGCCCAGCGUGUUCAAGCUGAACAGGCAGCCCAACGCGCCGCGCAGCAACAGGCUCAACAAGCACAACAGCAUGCGCAACAACAAGCCCAGUUUCAGCAGCCUAGACCCAGUGCUGGUCCUGGUUCUGGUGGACAGGUGUUCGACUUGACGUCGAGUCCGGCAAUGCCGCAGAGUACCCCCGUGAUGCAGAACGCUGUACCCAUGCCGGAACCGAAGACUACACCGAAGAGGAAACGUGCGCCGCCGAAGCCGAAGAAGGAGGAUGAGGCGCAGGCUCAGGCUGGGCAGCAGACGCCGGGAUCGCAGGAGAGGAGUCAGAAGAGGCAGAAACCGGAUUUGCAUUUACAGACGAUGCCGUCUGCGACGUUGCCUGUUGCUGCUCCAGUACAGCCUGUUGUUCAGCAGCAACAACCGGUUUCGCAGGCUGUUCAGGCUCAGCAAGUGGCACCGGCUCCGGCUGUUCCGGGGCAGCCUGCUGGUCCACAACCAGGUGCGCCUAAGUCUACCUCUAUCGACUUACAACAGGUGCACAAGAUUAUUGAGGGUCCCAACGCUGAGUCUAAGGCGAAGAUGAUUCGUGACCUCGAAGAAGAGCGUGCGAAGGUGUCCAGGAUUGAUUUCAGCAGGAACAGCUUCUCGUUAACCGAACCGGAGAAAAAGCUUAUGAGGACAUUAAUGAGGGACGUGCCGCAGUUCGUCCAAAGGAUCAACACGAUCAUCAUACCAUUAGCAUACCGCUUGGGCGAAGCCGACAGCUGGAGCAAGAUGAUGAAGGUCUCGCAUGCUCUUGCACAGCAGCACAGGGGAAUGGCGGAGGACAAGUAUAUCGCGAGGCCGGAGCAAUUGGAUUCGGCGAAGGUGUCUGUUGGGAGAUUGUCGAAAGAGCUUGCGCAGAAGGCGGUUACUGGGAUUGCUGAGGGUAGAUUUCCGUGGCUCGGUUCUGUUAACCAGAAUGCGGCUGCUGUGCCUGGACAGGUUCAAAAGCCGCCUCAGCAGGCUGUUCAUCAUCAGCAAGUUACUGGGUCUGCUCUCGCUGCUGCAGCAGCCGCCGCGCAACAGCAGCCUGUACCUGCUACGGGUAUUUCGCCUGUUCCCGGCCAAUCCCAGGGCGCGUUCAAGCACGGUCUCAAGCCUGAAGACUUGAAGCUUCCUACUGCUAAACGUCGCAAGACCCCUGGUUCAAUGAGUGUCAGUCCUGCUAUCGGCAGCGCUACUCUCCCGGGACAGAUCCCAACCUCUGCGCCCUACGUCGACAAAGCUCAGCUGGAGGCCGAAGCCGCUGCUCAAGCCGCAAAAAUCCAGGCCGAAGACGAAGAGUUUAAGAAGAGGCAAGAAGAGGCGAAGAAGAACUCCGAUGCGUACCUCUUCAAGAAAUGA
Saitoella complicata NRRL Y-17804 is the source of this 3136-nucleotide messenger RNA. RefSeq lists its product as uncharacterized. Gene Ontology annotation, cellular component: mediator complex. The record is from RefSeq and is a predicted model, not a curated record. Gene Ontology annotation, biological process: regulation of transcription by RNA polymerase II. Gene Ontology annotation, molecular function: transcription coregulator activity. Lineage: Eukaryota; Fungi; Ascomycota; Saitoellomycetes; Saitoellales; Saitoellaceae. The transcript is spliced from 2 exons. Bases 230 to 3136 code for a protein of 968 amino acids.